CACCGCUUCGUGGGCUCGGUGACUGCACCACAGCGCAGCCACCUAAUCCGCUUACCUUUGCGAUGCAGGUCAGUACAUCGUAUGCCCUCUUCGCUAAAAAAUCCAGUAAUUAUAUUUUGGUGCAGUUUCCGAGCCCGCACUGCUGUGUUGCCAUUGCCGUUGAGUGUGCACACGUAAUUCAUUCCUUGCUCAUGCUAUCAGGUGACGUUGAGGCUAACCCUGGCCCUGAGGGUAAUGCUGCCGUACUCGCUGAACUACAGAAGCUAAACGUGGGACAGACCCUGUUGAUUACGGAAAUACAGGGCCUCAAAACACAGCUGAACACAACAGACCAAACCAUAGCAAGCCUAGACAAACGAAUGGCCGAUCUCGAAACGCAUUACCAAACACUUCUUUACCUCAGAAACGAUAUUGAAAUAAUGCAGUCAACCACAAUCGACCAAGCUAAAAAGAUUAAAGAACUAGAAACACGCCUGGAUGACGCGGAAAACCAAUCACGUCGGAAUAACCUUAUUUUCUAUGGCAUCCCUGACCCUGCUAGCGCUGAAACAUGGGCUGAGUCAGAAAAACUAGUCAUUGAUGUUUGCCGCAAAAAUCUUGAUAUUACCUUGGACCCUAACGACAUUGAAAGAGCGCAUCGCCUCGGAAAUCAUUCAGCCGACCGAAUUCGUCCCGUAAUCGUAAAAUUCCUAUCUCAAAAUACCAAAGACGCACUGUUAUCAAAUGGCCGUAAAUUGAAAGACACAAACUACAGUAUUGGAGAGGACUUCUCCCGCACCGUUCGACACGCGCGUAAACAGUUACUAGUGUUUGCCAAAGCCAAUUCUAACAAGUACUCCUUGCGCUUCAAAACCCUGCACAUCGGCUCAAAAGGCUAUGUAUUUGACGCAUCAUCCCAAGCCGUUAAGGAAAUAGCAUAG
Molecule: messenger RNA, 920 nt
Organism: Dermacentor andersoni
Lineage: Eukaryota; Metazoa; Arthropoda; Arachnida; Ixodida; Ixodidae
Source: RefSeq, a predicted model, not a curated record